AUGUCUGACAAGCCAGACAAGGCUGAGAUCCAUAAAUUCGGUAAGUCUAAAUUGAAGAAGACAGAAACAAGAGAAAACCCACUGCCUUUAAAAGAAACAGUUGAACAGGAGAAGCAAGCGGUUUUGGAUCAGCAGACAAGCAGCAUGAUCAACACCAAGAUGCUGUGCUCAAGUAAAUCACAGCUGAAUCUUUGA
Trichosurus vulpecula (common brushtail) is the source of this 195-nucleotide messenger RNA. Its product is annotated as thymosin beta-4-like. Gene Ontology annotation, molecular function: actin monomer binding. The coding region runs from base 1 to 195 and encodes 64 amino acids. The record is from RefSeq and is a predicted model, not a curated record. The transcript is spliced from 2 exons. NCBI's taxonomy places the organism in Eukaryota, Metazoa, Chordata, Mammalia, Diprotodontia, Phalangeridae. Gene Ontology annotation, cellular component: cytoplasm. Gene Ontology annotation, biological process: actin filament organization; regulation of cell migration.